AAAAUUUAAAUAUCAUUUUGAGCCAAUAACAAUGACCUUGACCUAACGGAACCCGUUCGAACCAAAUUUUUCAGAAAUCUAUUUGGAAAUACCCAACCUCCUUCCCCUUCCUCUCUCCCCCGACCUACGGUAGCUCUCUCGCCCAUCUUGAUUUUCCGGCGACAUCAGCGCAUAAAAAAAAAAAAAAAAAAAAAAUCGGCCAGCGGGUCUCCCUCCUCGCCGUCAACACCUCCCUUAGCAGCCGCUUACUCCAUUUACGGUCGAGCUCGUCGGUUUCAGCCGCAAACAGAAGUAGAACGAGAGAGAGUCGCCCUUUGCGAUUUCCGGCCAAAUUAGCUGCUCUCCGACACGUCCUUAUGGCCUACCACCAUUAAAAGGCAGAAUCCCUUCUACCUCUUCGCGGAGGUUCUCUCUUGCUGGUACCAAAUUGCGUAGAAACAAUGAGGGGUUUUCGGAAUUUAAUGUCGCGAGCCUCGUUUUGCCGACAGAGAUUCAAUCCUCAUGGUGCAGAAAUCAACAGUUCUUGUCGUUUAGCCUCUCACCGCGCCACAUACGUUUCGUCUACAAAGACUACGAAGUCUGUUUUGAACAGCGGAAUCAAUGGCUCUCUUUCUGGUUUCAAAUCGUUGAGGUCUAAUUUGCUUCCAGAGCAAUGGAACCAUUUCGCAGGGCAGAGGAGGACUAUGUUUAUACAAACUCAAUCAACUCCCAAUCCAUCAUCACUUAUGUUCUAUCCUGGGAAGGCAGUAAUGGAUGUUGGAAGUGCAGAUUUCCCCAGUGCUCGUAGCGCCAUGAAUUCUCCUUUGGCAAAAGCUCUUUAUGGAAUUGAUGGAAUUACUCGUGUUUUUUUUGGAUCUGAUUUUGUCACUGUAACAAAGUCAGAUGACGCUUCUUGGGAUUUUCUGAAGCCUGAGAUAUUUGCUGCGAUAAUGGACUUCUAUUCUUCUGGGCAGCCAUUGUUUCUUGAUUCACAGACUGCAGCAGCAAAGGACACAGCUAUUCAUGAGGAAGAUUCAGAAACAGUUGCAAUGAUUAAAGAGCUGCUGGAGACUCGUAUUCGACCAGCAGUUCAAGAUGAUGGUGGAGAUAUCGAAUAUCGGGGAUUUGAUCCAGAAACUGGAAUAGUCAAGUUGAGAAUGCAAGGAGCAUGUAGCGGCUGUCCAAGCUCAUCGGUUACUCUGAAAUCUGGAAUUGAAAAUAUGUUGAUGCAUUAUGUAUCAGAGGUGAAAGGAGUGGAGCAAGAAUUAGAUGCUGAAGAUGAGGAUGCAGCAUUGGCUGGUCAGAUGGAGUAGUUUAAUUACAUGUAGAAUAUUCAGAGAGAACUUAUGACAGGAAGGGAACGUGCUACCAUCUGCUCACCUAUGGAUUCUACAAUUGGAAUGUGAGUUGAAUUGAGUAUGCUGGUUAAGUAUAAUAUGAUGUCGCUAACGAUGCUUUUCACAUCCGAUGAUCAUCUUCUUCGAGGCUUAGAGGGAUCAAGUGGAACUGGCUCUAAAGAAGAACCUACAAACACAAACUUGGGAAUAUCAUUUUUCUUCUGUUCUGGUACAGGAGAAGGCAUCGUUUCGGGAGUUCAUUGAUUAGUACACCUCUGGUGCUGGUAAGGUCGGGACCCCACUUCGGAAUCCCUGAAAUAAGUCACUUCUCCUACAUAUUUCUCGAAUUUUCACUUAAAUUGGACUUCAAUUGUCAUCUAAUUUUCAUCUAUGAUUUCUUCAGACACGUGUUCACAAAUUCUAUAAUUUGCAUAACUCGUGUUUUGGAAUAGCGCGUUUUAGUUCAGGUUCAAAUUUAGAGUGGUAUGAUUAUUUUA
Messenger RNA from Jatropha curcas, 1813 nucleotides. It is a transcript of the gene NFU4, whose product is annotated as NFU domain protein 4. NCBI's taxonomy places the organism in Eukaryota, Viridiplantae, Streptophyta, Magnoliopsida, Malpighiales, Euphorbiaceae. Gene Ontology annotation, biological process: iron-sulfur cluster assembly. Gene Ontology annotation, molecular function: iron-sulfur cluster binding; iron ion binding. Gene Ontology annotation, cellular component: mitochondrion. The record is from RefSeq and is a predicted model, not a curated record.